CAGCGCAUCAGUGAUCAGUCCCGGUGCUGCCGUGGUCUGAGGGAGGCGGUGCAAGAUGUACAGUCGAGGUCGUUAGCUGUGUCUUGGUUUGUUGCCUUGAUGAAUCGUAACCAGCUCAGCUCCCCCAUUGCUGGUACCUCGCACUCUUCUCAUGACGCUCCGUUGUUCAGACUUUCUACCCUGUGUACAAAUUCAUCUGCUGAUGGAUUUAUGACUGCGUGACAUACGUGACAUUGUGCAGGGACGUCAGACAAUCAGGCAGCGGGACUCGGUGGGCUGUGUGGUGAUAGUGUGGUGUAGUGAUCAGUACGUCUCCGUGGCAGCCACAUCGUGUUUACUUGGCGACACGUGCAUGACGACGCCUCUGCCCGGCCCUCAGUGUACCUCCGCAGACGCUGGUGACGCCAUUGUAACUUGUGUUGAUAACUUCCCUGUGUGAGGACGUUACUGUUGAAGGUGACACGUCGAGGAUGAUGACGCGAGCCGCCCUUCCUCUUAUUACAGCCUGGGCGUGGGUGGCGUGCGUGCUGGUCGGCGUCACCUGGGCACCAGCACAGGGCGAGAUAACUGACUACCUCGUUAAGUGGUGCCACUGUGACCUGGACGAGUGCCUCAAGCAGGUCCUCACCGCACUGCAAAAGAAUACCACGCUGCCUUCUUGCUCGCCCAAGGAACCAGCGGUGGUCACGAAGCCCGGUACCGAGGAGGGAGACUCUGAAGGGACAAAUUCUGAAGGUAACCAAGCUUCUUCCACGGACACUACCACCACACUGAACACGACCACCACCACAUCCUGGACAGAAACAACGUACUCCACCCUCACGUCUGGCGGUGGAGAAGGAAACACUACCCCCACUAUUUCCACCACAGAAACGACCCUCCUUAGUGGAACAAAUACCCCUACCACCGACACAUCCACUCUCUCCACCGCCUCGACCACCACUGACGGCUCCACCACCCCUGCAUCAACAGUCACAGGAGACACCGCCACAACCACCGCAGGAACGGAUGCAACUAUCGCUACUACACAAGCCGCUACUCAGGACCCUGACUCAACUAAGAGGACAGCCAGGGGUAAAGAGGUUGCCACCACCACGGUGCCUGGCACCACUAUACAGGCUGCCAUCACCACAGAGGUCCCCUCCAUCACGCUGCCCUCCACCACCAUAGAGGCCGCCGCCACCACCUUGGAGGUCACCACUACUCCCCUUCCUAACACGAAUGUCAGGAGGAAGAGAAGUGUGGGGGAUGAUCUCAACGACAGCGAUGAGGAACAGCUGAUCUCGUGGUACAGAGAAGAGGAGGAGGAAGAAGAAGAAGAAGGAAAAGAUUGGCCAGAGGACAUUGAUGAUGCAGUCCUGAUCUCUCGUAGGAGGAGGAGCGUGGAGAGCAGCGACAGUGGUAAGGUAAUAGUGGCCAGACCUUUCAGGCGCAUUGUGAAGACCGUAGACGACGAGGGCGUGAUGUUUGACAAGGACCACAACGCCUCCACCUGCUCCUGCGGGUCUGGGAGUCGAGUAUCUGUGGAACUGUGCAUUAAGGACCUGAAGUUUGACGAUUCCCUGGCAAACAACAAGUCUGACAACUACACCUACUUCUCGUACAUCUUCAUCAAGGAGUUACGGAAGUACAUGUUGGAGCUCAAAGACCAGAGUGGCAUGUACGUGUUCCGCAGGAUGGAAAUGCCCACGUUUACCAAUGGGUCAGGCUCCUCCGCCACCCAACUCAACACCAUGGUGGACCUGACCCUCAUUCACAAGCUGGCCGCCUACUACGUUACCAUGGCCCUGGACCUGAACAUCGGGGUGACGCAGAGACUCGCCGGCUACAGAACAGCAAUAGAUAACUGCCUGGUGGUGUUGGGUGAGUGUUGACUAUUUCUUUGAGAAGACGGCGACGACGCGAUUAUUCUGGUCUAAAAA
Scylla paramamosain (green mud crab) is the source of this 1922-nucleotide messenger RNA. RefSeq lists its product as uncharacterized. The record is from RefSeq and is a predicted model, not a curated record. The transcript has 10 exons. Bases 471 to 1874 code for a protein of 467 amino acids. NCBI's taxonomy places the organism in Eukaryota, Metazoa, Arthropoda, Malacostraca, Decapoda, Portunidae.